This is a messenger RNA of Chrysochloris asiatica (Cape golden mole), 1886 nucleotides long. RefSeq names its product autophagy related 16-like 2 (S. cerevisiae) (gene ATG16L2). The coding region runs from base 15 to 1886 and encodes 623 amino acids. NCBI's taxonomy places the organism in Eukaryota, Metazoa, Chordata, Mammalia, Afrosoricida, Chrysochloridae. Gene Ontology annotation, cellular component: autophagosome membrane. The transcript has 18 exons. Gene Ontology annotation, biological process: negative stranded viral RNA replication; autophagosome assembly. Gene Ontology annotation, molecular function: protein binding. The record is from RefSeq and is a predicted model, not a curated record.
GGGAGAGAGCGGCCAUGGCAGAACACCGCGACCCCUCUGUCCCAGAUGCCCCCGUCGCCCCCUGGAAACGCCACAUUGUUCUUCAGCUGCGGCGGAGGGAUCGCACUCAAAAGGCACUCUUCCUGGAGCUGAUGCCGGCCUAUAACCGUCUCCUGGAGAAGGCUGAACUGCUGGUCCAGUUCUCAGAGAAGCUGCACCCAGAGCCAAACGAUGUCACUUCCACCACCCACCAGGGGUCCUGGGAGGAAGACUCCAGAACUGAUUCAGAUCAAGUCCCAUCAUCAGCCACUCUGAGAGUGAAGUGGCAGGAGGAAGAAGAGGGGCUCCGACUGGUCUGUGGGGAGAUGGCCUACCAGGUGGUGGAGAAGAACGCAGCCCUGGACACCCUGGAAUCGGAGCUGGAGGAGCGGCAAAGCAGGCUGGCGGGGCUGGAGGCCAGCGUAGCCCAGUUGAAAGAAGCGCGGGCGCACCUGGCAGAACAAGUAGAAGUCGGGCGGGCUCGGAACACCGCGCAACGGGCAGCCUACGACACGCUGCGCGUACACGCCGGCCUCCAGGAGGCAGAACUGCGUAGGCUCGAGGAAGAGGCGCGCGACCUGCUGGAUAGGCUCGUGCAGCACAAAGCGCGCGCCGCCGCUGAGCGCAACCUGCGCAACGAACGCCGGGAGAAGAUCAAGCAGGCGCGGGUGUCCCUGGAGUUGAAGAAGGCUGCCAAGCGGACUGUGAGCAUCAGCGAAAACCCAGACAUCCUCCCGGAUGGGGUCAGGGACAGGACGGAGACUCCAGUACUGGCUGCUGAGCUGGAGUCCCUGGAGAGUGAGGCUCGUGAGAAGUGGAAGCGGCCCUUCAGGUCUGCCUCCGCCACCUCCCUGACGCUGUCCCACUGUGUGGAUGUGGUGAAAGGUCUCCUGGACUUCAAGAAGAGGCGAGGCCAUUCAGUUGGGGGAGCCCCUGAGCAGCGAUACCAGAGCAUCCCUGUGUGUGUCGCUGCCCAAAUUCCUACCCGGGCUCAGGAUGUGCUGGAUGCCCACCUCUCUGAGAUCAAUGCUGUUUGUUUUGGCCCCAAUAGCAGCCUCUUAGCUACUGGAGGGGCUGACCGCCUUAUCCGCCUCUGGAAUGUAGUGGGAGGUCGCCUGGAAGCCAACCAGAUCCUCGAGGGAGCUGGUGGUAGUAUCACCAGUGUGGAUUUUGACCCCUCGGGCUCCCAGGUAUUGGCGGCUACUUACAACCAGGCCGCCCAGCUUUGGAAGGUGGGGGAGGCACAGUCCAAGGAGACACUAUCUGGACACACGGACAAGGUGACAGCUGCCAAAUUCAAGCUAACAAGGCACCAGGCUGUGACAGGGAGCCGAGACCGAACAGUGAAGGAGUGGGACCUCGACCGUGCCUACUGUUCCAGGACCAUCAAUGUCCUUUCCUACUGUAAUGACGUGGUUUGUGGGGAUCAUAUCAUCAUCAGUGGCCACAACGACCAGAAGAUCCGGUUCUGGGAUAGCAGGGGGCCCCGCUGUACCCAGGUCAUCCCCAUGCAGGGCCGGGUCACCUCCCUGAGCCUCAGCCACGACCAGCUGCAUCUGCUCAGCUGUUCCCGUGACGACACACUCAAGGUCAUCGAUCUGCGUGUUAGCAAUAUCCGCCAGGUGUUCAGGGCUGAUGGCUUCAAGUGUGGUUCUGACUGGACCAAAGCCGUGUUCAGCCCAGACAGAAGCUAUGCACUGGUGGGUUCCUGGGAUGGAGCCCUUUAUAUCUGGGACGUAGAUACGGGGAAAUUGGAGAGCAGCCUUCGUGGGCCACACUGUGCUGCCGUCAAUGCUGUGGCCUGGUGCUACUCGGGGAGCCAUGUGGUGAGCGUGGACCAGGGACGGAAGGUUGUGCUCUGGUAUUAA